UUGAAAUUAUUUCAAGUGUCUUCUCUGCUUCCCACUUCUAAAUUUUUCAAUCAUAGUGUUCAAAAAAUUGUACUAUAUCAUAUGUUACCUUAAAAACAUGUUACCUUAAAAACCUUGUCAAAACCUUAUUCUGUGUUGUGUCUGUUCAUAUUCAAAAGCUAAUAUUUCAUUAGCUUCUUAUGGCAUUCAGAAUCAGAAUCUUUGUUUUCGUUGUUGUUUUUGUUUUUCAUUUGAUAGAUGGUUAUUCUUCUUCUUCUUCAAUUCAAGAGGUUCUCCGGAGCCAUGGUUUACCGGCGGGGCUAUUUCCGGAGAGUGUGAAGUCUUAUAAUUUGGAUCAAAAUGGUGUUUUGGAAGUGAAGUUGGAUAGUCCUUGUAUUGUGAAGUAUGAGAAUAGAGUGUUUUUCGAAACGGUUGUUCGGGCUAAUCUUAGUUUUGGUCAGCUUAAAGAUUUGGAAGGUCUUUCUCAAGAAGAGCUUUUUCUUUGGUUGCCGGUGAAGGAUAUCAUUGUGGAUGAUCCUUCAUCGGGGCUCAUUCUUAUUGAUAUUGGUAUUGCUUAUAAGCAACUUUCUCUUUCUCUCUUCGAAGAUCCACCCGUUUGUAGAUCCCAAGGGUUUUCAGUGGAGAUGGUUGGAAGGAAGAGAAUUGGAUUUGAAGAUCAAAGAUAAAAGAUUGAUGGAUGGAUGAUUAUCUACAUGGAAAGAUGGUUUCUUUUCUAUGCUCAAUUUUGUUUUUAUUAGAAAUAGUUAUACUGUGGAAUGUGCAUAGAUCUCAAGAUGACUCAUGAGGAUUUUGUGAUUAGGUUAGGAGUCACUUGGGAGAAGAAAGAAAGAAAACAAAACUGAUGAUGGCAGUGUUUAUUGUAAAAAUUUCUCUGCAAUUGUGUGCCACUUUUUUACUAAUCCUAAAGGAAAGGCUUAAUUUCAUCUCAUAUCUAUCAUUUCUUUCUUUCUUUAUUUUAAUUUAUUUUUCUUUUUAUGUCAAUGUUAAUUUACUGGCGUUUUAGAUUGAUAGCGUGCCUGGUAUCUGAUAUAAGAAAUGUUGUUGUGUUGGUGUUAGUAUCGUGUUUAAUAUCUGUUUGUAUUUCAUUAUGGAAAAUAUCGUGUGGUCCAUGUUAAAAUUAGACUGGUUAAAUUUUUUUUUAAUUAUAAUUGAUCAUAUGAUUGAUCAUUUAGUGUUAUGUGAUUUUCAUUUCUGUUAUAUAUCUGCCCUUCCCUUGUUUAAAUUAAACAUGAACUUGUUUGAUUAGAUUCAAAUAGUGUUGACACAAAUUGUUCAAUAAAAAAAAUACAACUUUUGAGAGUCUACUACUAAAUGCACAUAGCAUUAACAUCAACCAAUGACUUGACAAAUUUGUGUAGAUUGAUGAGACUUGGAUUACUCUCAUAAUGGUACAUGAGAGGAACCAUUCUUGCAACAUUAACACAAAAUUUGAUAAAUGAUGACGAAAAUAUUGGAUUUGGGAUUAUGAUUUCUUGAUUGAGACACU
This is a messenger RNA of Vicia villosa (hairy vetch), 1486 nucleotides long. RefSeq lists its product as uncharacterized. The transcript is spliced from 2 exons. The record is from RefSeq and is a predicted model, not a curated record. NCBI's taxonomy places the organism in Eukaryota, Viridiplantae, Streptophyta, Magnoliopsida, Fabales, Fabaceae. Bases 180 to 665 code for a protein of 161 amino acids.